Messenger RNA from Lolium rigidum, 1008 nucleotides. RefSeq names its product NADP-dependent D-sorbitol-6-phosphate dehydrogenase-like. Gene Ontology annotation, molecular function: aldose-6-phosphate reductase (NADPH) activity. Bases 1 to 939 code for a protein of 312 amino acids. The record is from RefSeq and is a predicted model, not a curated record. The transcript has 6 exons. Lineage: Eukaryota; Viridiplantae; Streptophyta; Magnoliopsida; Poales; Poaceae.
AUGGCGGCAACGACGCUGGCGCUGAGCAGCGGGCACCAGAUGCCGGCGGUGGGGCUCGGCGUCUGGCGGAUGGACUCCUCCGCCCUCCGCGGCCUCAUCCUGUCUGCCCUCCGCGCCGGCUACCGCCACUUCGACUGCGCCGCUUACUACCAAAACGAGGCUGAAGUUGGUGAUGCACUUGCGGAGGCAUUCCAGACUGGACUCGUCAAGAGGGCGGAUCUUUUCAUCACAAACAAGGUGUGGAACUCAGAUCAUGGGCAUGUAGUUGAAGCCUGCAAGGAUAGUCUGAAGAAGCUGCGACUGGAUUAUCUAGAUCUCUACCUUAUUCACUUCCCGCUAGCUACUAAGCAUGCUGGAGUUGGCACAACUCCCAGUGCUCUUGGUGACGAUGGUGUGCUUGAUAUAGAUGCCAGUAUCUCACUGGAGACAACAUGGCAUGUAAUGGAAGAUCUUGUUUCCAUGGGACUGGUUCAUAGCAUUGGGAUUAGCAACUACGACAUCUUCCUUACCAGAGACUGCUUGGCGUAUGCCAAGAUAAAGCCCGCGGUGAACCAAAUCGAGACGCACCCUUACUUCCAGCGCGACUCUCUUGUGAAGUUCUGCCAGAAGCAUGGAAUCUGCGUCACUGCACACACACCCCUGAGCGGCUCCACUGCCAACACAGAGCGGUUUGGCUCUGUCUCAUGUCUCGACGACCCUGUCAUCAAGUCUCUGGCGGAGAAAUACGGCAAGACGCCGGUGCAACUCGUCCUCAGGUGGGGCCUCCAGAGGAACACGGUGGUGAUCCCGAAGACCUCCAAGGUGGAGAGGCUGGAUGAGAACUUCGCGGUGUUCGACUUUGACAUCUCGGGCGAGGACAUGGAAAAAAUCAAGGCCCUUGACCGCAACUACCGCACCAACAAUCCGACCAAGUUCUGGGGCAUUGACCUCUACGCUUGAUCGAUUCCACUGCAUGAUUUGCUUCCCGGACAGCACCAACAACAAGUUAUCAUUUCUUAGCUGAGACGA